AUGUUCUGCACACGGUGCUUCCGCGCCGCCCUACCGAGGGCCCAGGUGCCACUCGUACGAACCCUGUCGACAUCUAUGCCCCUGCGAUCCGUCGCCGCGUCCAACCUCUCUACACCCGUGACAGCACCGGGAGAAGCAGCUACGACGACUGCGACGACGACAACCCCCCGCUCCUCCUGCCCCGAGGGUACCGUGAUAACCGGUCUGAACUACUUAAAGGAUGGUCAGGAUCCUGUCGCCAUGAAGGAUGAGGAUUAUCCCGAGUGGCUGUGGGACUGUCUCUCCGUUAUGAAGAGGUCCGAUGCCGCAGAUGAUGAGGCCGGAGACGAGUUUUCCAAAUCAAAGAAGCAGCGUAAACUUGCUGGCAAGCGCAAGAGGGCCCACGAUGCCAAACUCCUGGCCGAGGGCGACCUGGAGGCCCUGGAACCCAAGAUCCCCAUCCAGGAGCAGUCGAUCAACCUCCCCGGUAACGAGAACGGCUCCGUCCAGGACAACAUCGAUGCCUCCCAGGCAAGGCAGGCCCUCAAGAGGGCCAUGCGCAUCGAGAGGAAGGCCAAGAUCAAGGAGGCUAACUACCUCCAGUCCAUGUAG
Molecule: messenger RNA, 591 nt
Organism: Geosmithia morbida
Lineage: Eukaryota; Fungi; Ascomycota; Sordariomycetes; Hypocreales; Bionectriaceae
Product: large subunit ribosomal protein L54
Exons: 2
Coding region: 1-591 (196 amino acids)
Cellular component (GO): mitochondrial large ribosomal subunit
Molecular function (GO): structural constituent of ribosome
Source: RefSeq, a predicted model, not a curated record